UUACGUGGCGUGGCAUUUGAAAAUUCGUUUUUAAAGUGUCAAUUGUAUCAGCGAAAGAAAAUAACUUUUUAGAAAAAUCGUUGAACGUUUUCAAAUUCCAUUUCUAACCCCAUUAUGACCGAAAUAGCAGAAAAAAUCGAAUCCAUCCGGAACAUGAAAACCGAUCUCAAUUCAAUCAAAUUAAUGUCCCAGAAAAGGGCCGACAAAAUGUUGCAACAUUUGGCCGAUUUUCGAAGCCGAAUUUGUAACGAAAUGUCGCAAAUUGAAAGUACUUACCAAAUCGGUAGGAACUGUAAGCAAAAAGAAAAGAGAAAAUCGGAUCGAAAAGAGAAUGCGACGUUACGCUCAGACUACAAUGAGUCUGAAGAUUACACGCAAAUGAGUGAAAUUUUAUCGAAAUGGGAAAACUAUUCUUUGAUGGGAACAGAUCUGUCAGCGAACGUUUCAAGCGUGCACGACGGUUCCAACGUUUCUCAGAACAACGAAAAAAUAAGUUCUUCGGUUGACACGUUGGAUUCCACUUCAACUACCGACAAAGUGAAUAUUCUGUUCUCAAAGCAAUUGCCUCAUACUACACCGGAUUCGCUACCGACUGCAAUCGAAGUGAAAAGUGACACUUCACCCACCCCAUCCCAUCAAGUAAAGCGUGAACUGGAAAUUCUUCAAGACGAAACCAAUCCUUUGAGCAAAGACAAAAUCGAUAAACUGACAAAAAAAUUGAAGGAAAUUCAAACGCAGAACAAGGAGCUACAAAAUGUUAACGAAAACAUUCAGAAUUUGUUGCUAAAAUUGGGAGAUUUAAAGUACGCCGAUGCCGCAGAUGCCGAAACAGCGGACAAACUGGAUACAGUUAAAAAGGAGUCUCAGAUGUCGUCAGAUGACAGCUGCCAAAUUUCUGAGAUCAUCCCUGAAACAAUCAUGAAAACGGAAAGCAGUCAACAAUUUACCAGAUCUUUUAAGAUAACAAACACAACUCGGAACAAUAUGCUUACCAAAAUCAAUGUCGCCAAAUUGGUCAUUAACAGGCUCCGUAGCUGUGGCGAUAUCGUUGACCAAGAGCAUAAAUACAAAGUUCGCGUGAGACAAGCCGAACAAAGUAUCACAUUGAAGGCUCAUUAUAACAAGCCGCAAUAGAAGUUCACAUUUGACUUGUGUUUUCAAAUUUUAUAAUAAACUCGUGUUUACUCUGCACUGAUGGAGUUGU
Messenger RNA from Bradysia coprophila, 1204 nucleotides. RefSeq lists its product as uncharacterized. Lineage: Eukaryota; Metazoa; Arthropoda; Insecta; Diptera; Sciaridae. The record is from RefSeq and is a predicted model, not a curated record.